Messenger RNA from Acomys russatus (golden spiny mouse), 7931 nucleotides. It is a transcript of the gene Acaca, whose product is annotated as acetyl-CoA carboxylase alpha. Gene Ontology annotation, biological process: fatty acid biosynthetic process. Gene Ontology annotation, molecular function: metal ion binding; ATP binding; acetyl-CoA carboxylase activity. The record is from RefSeq and is a predicted model, not a curated record. Bases 184 to 7221 code for a protein of 2345 amino acids. The transcript has 56 exons. Lineage: Eukaryota; Metazoa; Chordata; Mammalia; Rodentia; Muridae.
CUGCCGAGCGCCUGUCAGCCAUCGCGGAGCCGCCGGCGUCGCCUCCAGCCCAGCACGCCUCGGCGCAGGGGCUCCGCGACCGCCGGGUCCCUCCGUGCCGCCAGCCUGAGUUCUUUUUGGCGGCGGAUAUCUGCUGAGACACUAAGAAUUGUAAGAGCUCUGAGAGCUUACUUUGAAAGAAUAAUGGAUGAACCAUCUCCAUCGGUCAAAACUCUGGAGUUGAACCAGCACUCCCGAUUCAUAAUUGGGUCUGUGUCUGAAGACAACUCGGAAGAUGAGAUCAGUAACCUGGUGAAGCUGGACCUGGAGAAGGAGGAGGGUUCCCUGUCUCCAGCCUCUGUCAGCUCAGAUACACUCUCGGACCUGGGUGUCUCUGGCUUACAGGAUGGUUUGGCCUUUCCCAUGAGAUCCAGCAUGUCUGGCUUGCACCUAGUCAAACAAGGUCGAGACAGAAAGAAAAUAGACUCACAACGGGAUUUCACUGUGGCUUCUCCAGCAGAAUUUGUUACACGUUUUGGGGGAAAUAAAGUGAUUGAGAAGGUUCUUAUUGCCAACAAUGGUAUUGCAGCAGUGAAAUGCAUGAGAUCUAUCCGUCGGUGGUCUUAUGAAAUGUUUCGAAAUGAACGUGCCAUCCGGUUUGUUGUCAUGGUUACACCUGAAGACCUUAAAGCCAAUGCAGAAUACAUUAAAAUGGCAGAUCACUAUGUUCCAGUGCCUGGAGGCCCAAACAACAACAAUUAUGCAAAUGUGGAAUUAAUUCUUGACAUUGCUAAAAGGAUCCCUGUACAAGCAGUGUGGGCUGGCUGGGGUCAUGCCUCUGAGAAUCCCAAGCUUCCGGAGCUACUUUUAAAAAAUGGCAUUGCUUUCAUGGGCCCUCCAAGCCAGGCUAUGUGGGCUUUGGGGGAUAAGAUUGCAUCUUCUAUCGUGGCCCAAACUGCAGGCAUCCCAACUCUUCCCUGGAGUGGCAGUGGUCUUCGUGUGGAUUGGCAAGAAAAUGAUUUUUCGAAACGUAUUUUAAAUGUCCCGCAGGAUCUGUAUGAGAAAGGCUAUGUGAAGGAUGUGGACGAUGGUCUGAAGGCAGCUGAGGAAGUUGGAUAUCCAGUGAUGAUCAAGGCAUCAGAGGGAGGAGGCGGGAAGGGAAUCAGAAAGGUCAACAAUGCAGAUGACUUCCCUAACCUCUUCAGACAGGUUCAAGCUGAAGUCCCCGGAUCACCUAUAUUUGUAAUGAGACUAGCAAAGCAAUCUCGUCAUCUGGAGGUCCAGAUUCUAGCAGAUCAAUAUGGCAAUGCCAUUUCUUUGUUUGGCCGUGACUGCUCUGUACAGCGUAGGCACCAGAAGAUCAUUGAAGAAGCUCCUGCUGCAAUUGCUACCCCAGCAGUGUUUGAACACAUGGAACAGUGUGCGGUGAAACUUGCCAAAAUGGUUGGUUAUGUGAGCGCUGGGACUGUGGAGUACUUAUACAGCCAGGAUGGCAGCUUCUACUUUUUGGAGCUGAACCCUCGGCUACAGGUUGAACACCCUUGUACAGAGAUGGUGGCUGAUGUCAAUCUUCCUGCAGCACAACUCCAGAUUGCCAUGGGGAUCCCUCUAUUUAGGAUCAAGGAUAUCCGUAUGAUGUAUGGGGUCUCUCCUUGGGGUGAUGCUCCCAUUGAUUUUGAAAAUUCUGCUCACGUUCCUUGCCCAAGGGGCCAUGUAAUUGCCGCUCGGAUCACCAGUGAAAACCCCGAUGAGGGGUUUAAGCCCAGCUCUGGAACAGUUCAGGAACUUAAUUUCCGCAGCAAUAAGAAUGUUUGGGGCUAUUUCAGUGUUGCUGCUGCUGGGGGACUUCAUGAAUUUGCUGACUCUCAGUUUGGUCACUGCUUUUCCUGGGGAGAAAACAGAGAAGAAGCAAUUUCAAAUAUGGUGGUGGCACUGAAGGAGCUGUCUAUUCGGGGCGACUUUCGAACUACAGUAGAAUACCUCAUCAAGCUGCUGGAGACAGAGAGCUUUCAGCUGAACAGAAUCGACACUGGCUGGCUGGACAGACUGAUCGCAGAAAAAGUGCAGGCAGAGCGUCCUGACACCAUGCUGGGAGUUGUGUGUGGUGCUCUCCAUGUGGCAGAUGUGAGCCUGAGGAAUAGCAUCUCCAACUUCCUUCACUCCUUAGAAAGGGGUCAAGUCCUUCCUGCUCACACACUUCUGAACACAGUAGAUGUUGAACUUAUCUAUGAAGGAAUCAAAUAUGUACUUAAGGUGACUCGACAGUCUCCCAACUCCUAUGUGGUAAUAAUGAACGGCUCGUGUGUGGAAGUCGAUGUGCAUCGGCUGAGUGAUGGCGGCCUGCUUCUGUCCUAUGAUGGCAGCAGUUACACCACCUACAUGAAGGAGGAAGUGGACAGAUACCGAAUCACAAUUGGCAAUAAAACCUGUGUGUUUGAGAAGGAAAAUGACCCAUCUGUAAUGCGCUCACCAUCUGCUGGGAAGCUAAUCCAAUAUAUUGUGGAAGACGGAGGCCAUGUGUUUGCUGGCCAGUGCUACGCGGAGAUUGAGGUAAUGAAGAUGGUGAUGACUUUAACAGCCGUAGAAUCUGGCUGCAUCCAUUAUGUCAAGCGACCUGGAGCAGCAUUGGACCCUGGUUGUGUGAUAGCCAAAAUGCAGCUGGACAAUCCCAGUAAAGUCCAACAGGCUGAGCUUCAUACGGGUAGUCUGCCACAGAUCCAGAGCACAGCUCUCAGAGGUGAGAAGCUCCACCGGGUGUUCCACUAUGUCCUGGACAACCUGGUCAACGUGAUGAGUGGAUACUGCCUCCCCGAUCCCUUCUUCAGCAACAGGGUAAAAGACUGGGUAGAACGAUUGAUGAAGACUCUCAGGGAUCCCUCCCUGCCUCUUCUGGAGUUGCAGGAUAUUAUGACCAGUGUUUCUGGCCGCAUCCCCCUCAAUGUGGAGAAGUCUAUUAAGAAGGAAAUGGCUCAGUACGCUAGCAACAUCACGUCAGUCCUGUGCCAGUUUCCCAGCCAGCAGAUUGCCAACAUUCUUGAUAGUCAUGCAGCUACGCUGAACCGGAAAUCUGAGCGGGAAGUCUUCUUCAUGAACACUCAGAGCAUUGUCCAACUGGUGCAGAGGUACCGAAGUGGCAUCCGUGGCCACAUGAAGGCUGUGGUGAUGGACCUGCUCCGACAGUACCUGCGAGUAGAGACACAGUUUCAGAAUGGCCACUACGACAAAUGUGUAUUCGCGCUUCGGGAAGAGAACAAAAGUGACAUGAACACUGUACUGAACUACAUCUUCUCCCACGCUCAGGUCACCAAAAAGAACCUUUUGGUCACAAUGCUUAUUGAUCAGUUGUGUGGCCGGGACCCUACACUCACUGAUGAGCUGCUAAAUAUCCUCACAGAGCUAACUCAACUCAGCAAGACCACCAAUGCCAAAGUGGCACUGAGGGCUCGUCAGGUUCUUAUUGCUUCCCAUCUGCCGUCAUACGAGCUUCGCCAUAACCAAGUAGAGUCUAUCUUCCUAUCAGCUAUUGAUAUGUAUGGACACCAGUUUUGCAUUGAGAACCUGCAGAAACUCAUCCUAUCGGAAACAUCUAUUUUCGAUGUCCUCCCAAACUUUUUUUACCACAGCAACCAGGUGGUGAGGAUGGCGGCUCUGGAGGUGUAUGUUCGAAGGGCUUAUAUUGCCUAUGAACUUAACAGUGUACAACACCGCCAGCUUAAGGACAACACCUGCGUGGUGGAAUUUCAGUUCAUGCUGCCUACAUCUCAUCCAAACAGAGGGAACAUCCCCACGCUAAACAGAAUGUCCUUUGCCUCCAACCUCAACCACUAUGGCAUGACUCAUGUAGCUAGUGUCAGCGAUGUUCUGUUGGACAACUCCUUCACUCCACCUUGUCAGCGGAUGGGCGGAAUGGUCUCUUUCCGGACCUUUGAAGAUUUUGUCAGAAUCUUUGAUGAAAUAAUGGGCUGCUUCUGCGACUCCCCACCCCAAAGCCCUACAUUUCCAGAGUCCGGCCAUACUUCACUCUAUGAUGAGGACAAGGUCCCCAGGGAUGAACCAAUACACAUUCUGAACGUGGCUAUCAAGACUGAUGGUGAUAUUGAGGACGACAGGCUUGCAGCUAUGUUCAGAGAGUUCACCCAGCAAAAUAAAGCUACUCUAGUUGAGCAUGGGAUCCGGCGACUUACGUUCCUGGUCGCACAAAAGGAUUUCAGGAAACAGGUCAACUGUGAAGUGGAUCAGAGAUUUCAUAGAGAAUUCCCCAAGUUUUUCACAUUUCGAGCAAGGGAUAAGUUUGAGGAGGACCGCAUUUAUCGCCACCUGGAACCUGCUCUGGCUUUCCAGUUAGAGCUGAACCGGAUGCGAAACUUUGACCUCACUGCCAUUCCGUGUGCCAAUCACAAGAUGCACUUGUAUCUCGGGGCAGCUAAGGUGGAAGUGGGCACAGAAGUGACUGACUACAGGUUCUUCGUUCGCGCAAUCAUCAGGCAUUCUGAUCUGGUCACAAAGGAGGCUUCUUUUGAGUAUCUCCAAAAUGAAGGGGAGCGGCUGCUCCUGGAAGCCAUGGAUGAACUGGAAGUUGCUUUUAACAAUACAAAUGUCCGCACUGACUGUAACCACAUCUUCCUCAACUUCGUGCCCACAGUCAUCAUGGACCCAUCAAAGAUUGAGGAAUCUGUACGGAGCAUGGUAAUGCGCUAUGGAAGCCGGCUGUGGAAAUUGCGCGUCCUCCAGGCAGAACUGAAGAUCAACAUUCGCCUGACAACAACCGGAAAAGCAAUUCCCAUCCGCCUCUUCCUGACAAACGAGUCUGGCUAUUACUUGGACAUCAGCCUGUAUAAGGAGGUGACUGACUCCAGGACAGCACAGAUCAUGUUUCAGGCAUAUGGAGACAAACAGGGACCACUGCAUGGAAUGCUGAUCAAUACUCCAUAUGUGACCAAAGACCUUCUUCAAUCAAAGAGGUUUCAGGCGCAGUCCUUGGGAACAACGUACAUAUAUGACAUCCCAGAGAUGUUUCGGCAGUCGCUCAUCAAGCUCUGGGAGUCCAUGUCCACUCAAGCGUUCCUUCCCUCAGCGCCUCUGCCUUCCGACAUACUGACAUACACGGAACUGGUACUGGAUGAUCAAGGCCAGCUGGUUCAUAUGAACAGGCUUCCAGGAGGAAACGAGAUUGGCAUGGUGGCUUGGAAAAUGAGCCUCAAAAGCCCUGAAUAUCCAGAUGGCCGAGAUAUCAUUGUCAUUGGUAAUGACAUUACAUAUCGGAUUGGGUCCUUUGGGCCUCAGGAGGAUUUGCUGUUUCUCAGAGCUUCUGAACUUGCCAGGGCUGAAGGCAUCCCACGCAUCUAUGUGGCAGCCAAUAGUGGCGCUAGAAUUGGAUUGGCUGAAGAAAUCCGUCAUAUGUUCCACGUAGCCUGGGUAGAUCCUGAGGAUCCCUACAAGGGAUACAAGUAUUUAUAUCUGACACCCCAGGAUUAUAAGAGAGUCAGUGCUCUAAAUUCUGUCCACUGUGAGCAUGUGGAGGACGAAGGAGAAUCCAGGUACAAGAUAACAGAUAUUAUUGGGAAAGAAGAGGGGCUUGGAGCAGAGAACCUUCGGGGUUCUGGAAUGAUUGCCGGAGAAUCCUCACUGGCUUAUGAUGAGAUCAUCACCAUCAGCCUGGUUACAUGCCGGGCCAUUGGUAUUGGGGCUUACCUUGUCCGGCUGGGACAAAGAACCAUCCAGGUUGAGAAUUCUCACUUAAUUCUGACAGGAGCUGGUGCCCUCAACAAAGUUCUUGGUCGGGAAGUGUACACCUCCAACAAUCAGCUUGGGGGCAUCCAGAUCAUGCACAACAACGGGGUUACCCACUCCACUGUCUGUGAUGACUUUGAGGGUGUGCUAACAGUCCUGCACUGGCUAUCAUACAUGCCUCAGAGUGUGCAUAGCUCGGUUCCUCUCCUCAAUUCCAAGGAUCCUAUAGAUAGAAUCAUCGAGUUUGUUCCCACAAAGGCCCCGUAUGAUCCUCGGUGGAUGCUGGCAGGCCGACCUCACCCAACCCAGAAAGGCCAGUGGUUGAGUGGAUUUUUUGACUAUGGAUCUUUCUCAGAGAUUAUGCAGCCCUGGGCACAGACUGUGGUGGUUGGCAGAGCCAGGUUAGGAGGUAUACCUGUUGGGGUAGUUGCUGUAGAAACACGAACUGUGGAACUCAGUAUCCCAGCUGAUCCUGCAAACCUGGAUUCUGAAGCCAAGAUAAUCCAGCAGGCCGGCCAGGUUUGGUUCCCAGACUCUGCGUUUAAGACCUAUCAGGCUAUCAAGGACUUCAACCGUGAAGGGCUACCUCUAAUGGUCUUUGCCAACUGGAGAGGCUUCUCUGGUGGGAUGAAAGAUAUGUAUGACCAAGUACUCAAGUUUGGCGCUUACAUUGUGGAUGGCUUGCGAGAAUGUUCCCAGCCUGUCAUGGUUUACAUCCCUCCCCAGGCUGAGCUGCGGGGUGGUUCUUGGGUUGUGAUUGACCCUACCAUCAACCCUCGGCACAUGGAGAUGUAUGCUGACCGAGAAAGCAGGGGAUCCGUUCUGGAACCAGAGGGGACAGUAGAAAUCAAAUUCCGCAAAAAGGAUCUGGUGAAAACUAUGCGUCGGGUAGACCCAGUCUACAUCCGCUUGGCUGAGCGAUUGGGCACCCCUGAGCUCAGCCCCGCUGAGCGGAAGGAGCUGGAGAGCAAGCUGAAGGAGCGGGAGGAGUUCCUGCUCCCCAUUUACCAUCAGGUCGCUGUGCAGUUUGCUGACUUGCACGAUACCCCAGGCCGGAUGCAGGAGAAGGGUGUUAUUAAUGACAUCCUAGACUGGAAAACAUCCCGCACCUUCUUCUACUGGCGGCUGAGGCGCCUCCUGCUGGAGGACCUCGUCAAGAAGAAAAUCCACAACGCCAACCCUGAGCUGACUGACGGCCAGAUCCAGGCCAUGUUGAGACGCUGGUUUGUAGAAGUGGAAGGCACAGUGAAGGCUUACGUUUGGGACAAUAAUAAGGACCUGGUGGAGUGGCUGGAGAAGCAAUUGACAGAGGAAGAUGGCGUCCGCUCAGUGAUAGAGGAAAACAUCAAAUACAUCAGCAGGGAUUAUGUCCUCAAGCAGAUCCGCAGCUUGGUACAGGCCAAUCCAGAAGUUGCCAUGGAUUCCAUCGUCCACAUGACCCAGCACAUCUCACCCACUCAGAGAGCAGAAGUCGUACGGAUCCUCUCCACCAUGGAUUCCCCUUCCACGUAGGAGGAGCUCCCCACCCGUCCCUGCCCCAUCUCUGGAGAAGAGAGCUAGGGCUGCCUCUUACAUCUGAAACCACUGUAAUGAGAAGGCCUGCAGGCCCAGUACUGGAGUGAGAGUGGCGUUUGCUCCCCCUUGCGUGUUUGAGGUCCUGCAUGACAUCUGGGCUAUAGGAUCUCGAAACCCAGCCACACAUACCCGGUUCAGUAUUGAUUAGCCCAGCUGUGAUGAUGGUCCUCUUUCCAUGCACAGGACUGAGAAGGCAGUGAAGGGUACAUGCCUGUACCAUGAGGCCUUACUAGCCUAAAGCAGGACUGCCCUCUUGUCCUGCCUGCCCCCACACAGGGCCGUGUGAAUGGUGUCCACGUGUCUGCAGCCCCUGCCCCAUGAGCCACAGCCGCAAGCAGCAGGGGAGGGCUGGGGCUGAGGAAGGAGAGACUCAAGCCCAUCAGUCACCACCCCAUGUGCAGCCACGCACACCGAGCACUGGAGAGGAGCGGUCCCAUCUAACCAAGCCAAGAUAACUAUUUAUGAGAAAUGGCAGGGCAGAAAAUCUGUUGCAGGCCCGUGUGAGAACACAGAGGCAAAGCCAUGAUCUAAGAGGUGGGCUCAAAAACAGACCAAGUCAUUGUUCUUGGUCAAACACUCUCAAUCUUGAGUGGCUUCUCAGUACCCCUGGGGAGAUGGUCAACCCGCCACCAUCUUGCAUAUCACUA